AUGCUGGCCGGUUGGAGAGAGCUGUCUACCAGGAUAAUCGCUAUACUUGGCUGUCUUCUCUUCUUCUGGCUCUUGUACUGCCAUCUCCCCAAGGAAGGAAAGGAGCUCGAGGUAGGGACAUGUGAGAUCACAGCCCUGGAUAGAGAUAUGAGCCAUCCCAAAAGGAUGAUUGCCCGACAGACAGCACGGUGUGCCUGUCGAAGAGGACAAGUUGCUGGAACAACGAAAGCAAAACCUGCCUGUGUAGAUGCCCAGAUCAUUGUUAACAAACAGUGGUGUGGGAUGGAGCCCUGUGAUGAAGGAGAGCAAUGCACUUUAUUAAUCAACCAUUCUGGCUGGAGUUGUACUAGGCAACUGGGACGGAUAAAAACAGUCACGGUUUCUUGACAUCAACAGAGCACUGUAAGAGCACCUUCUCCACUUCCUGUGUGCUGAUGGGCAAAGUUCAGAGGUUACCUCAUCAUGAAAAAUGGGACAAUCCACUUUCUCAGCAUGGAUUCAUCCAGACAAAUCAGGGCCCAUCACACCUGUAUUUCCUCUUGUGCCGGCACAUUGGAUGCAGAGGCUACUGAAACAAGCAUCUUUGUGUUGUACAUACGAAAGUAACUUUCCUUCCCUCUCCCCAAAACCUAUUUAUAGUUUAUGUUGCGUAUUUUGACUUGAAAUGCAUUCUUCAGUAGAUUUUAUUUUCCCUCAUGUCAACAGAAGAUUUGCAUCUUGGUACCCAGGAAUCAGCAGACCUUUCAGAUCUGGGGGAAUUAUGGCCACUUUGAGACAUAUGAGUGUAACAGACUGAGGUACUUGCUAAAUGUCUGUGAUGCUGUGCUAUAUUUUUUUAAAAAAACACACAUUUUCUUAGACUUCUUCCUUUCCGUUGUUUCUCCUCCUCUGAUCCCAAGAAGAUGAGAUGGUGCUACGAUAUACAAUUGGAUCUUCACUGCUAUGGUUAUAGAGGGAAGUAUUCAUUAAAAGGACUGGCCAUAUUUCUAUAAGGCACUCCUCACAAAGGAGUAAAAUGA
Molecule: messenger RNA, 1019 nt
Organism: Pseudonaja textilis
Lineage: Eukaryota; Metazoa; Chordata; Lepidosauria; Squamata; Elapidae
Product: chemokine-like protein TAFA-5
Source: RefSeq, a predicted model, not a curated record